GUUGUACAGUACUCUUAAAAAGGUUCACUGAAAGACAUUUCAAAAUUACCGGGAAAAAAAAGAAGCAAAUUUUUUUAAAAAAGGACUACAAGAAUGUACAACAACAAGUGUGAAGUUAAUCAACACAUAUAAAAGCGCAAUUAUUUUCCGUGAAAAAUUCUAUGAAAAUUUGGGAAUUAAAAUAAAAACUCUACGCUUUUAACAAUAUUUCACGAGCUGAAGUUAGAACAAAAAGCAUUCGUUUCAUCUAAUUCGUGAACAACUUUUAAUUUAAUAUUAUAUAUAUAUAUAUAAGGAAACAUUUAUUUUAAUAAAUUUAAUUUCAACGAGAUAUUGUCGAAGUUAAAAGGAAACUUAAAUCGAUGGAAAAAAUGGAAAAUAGUUUAACUAAUCUUGUAACAAUAAUAUAUAAAAGUAGAGAUAGCAGAUUGGAUGAAUGGCCGCUGAUGUCUUCGCCAGCACCUAUAUCAAUUUUAUUAUUUACGUACCUGACAUUUAUUUUGUUUAUUGGUCCACUGCUAAUGGAAAAUCGUAAAGCAUUUGCUCUUAGACGAAUAUUGCAAGUUUAUAAUAUAAUUCAAAUCUUUUUUAAUAUCUUCAUGAUAGUCAGUCUUACUUACAGAAAAGUAUAUAUUAUUGGGAAUUUAUUUAGUAGUUCUUGUAAAGUGGAACGCACGAAUGAUGAAAUCUUAUAUCUAUCGGAAUGUGCUUGGUAUUAUAUGAUUAAUAAAAUAUUGGAUUUGCUCGAUACGAUAUUUAUUGUAUUACGUAAGAAACAAAGUCAAGUUACUUUUUUGCAUGUUUAUCAUCAUACCAUUAUGGUGGUGUCAGCGUGGUCACUAUUAAAAUAUGCCGAUUUGUCGGAAGAAUUUGGCUUUGGCUAUGUACUAAAUAAUGGGAUUCACAUUUUAAUGUAUUUCUACUAUCUAGUGGCGGCGAUGGGUCCUCAAUAUCAAAGAUACUUAUGGUGGAAGAAAUAUAUAACAAAAAUGCAAAUGGGUCAGUUCGCCUUAGUUCUACUAUAUAUGGCGAUAAUAGCUAUGAAAGGAUGCGGAGUAUCUUUAGCGAUGAAGAUGGGUAUAAUAUUAAAUGCCAGUGUCUUUCUCUUACUCUUUACUAAUUUCUAUCGUAAAGCUUAUACGAAAAAAGAUGAUUCUACCGAAAAAAGUAAUAAACUGAAUUAA
Molecule: messenger RNA, 1184 nt
Organism: Glossina fuscipes
Lineage: Eukaryota; Metazoa; Arthropoda; Insecta; Diptera; Glossinidae
Product: elongation of very long chain fatty acids protein 7-like
Exons: 4
Coding region: 363-1184 (273 amino acids)
Biological process (GO): sphingolipid biosynthetic process; fatty acid elongation, saturated fatty acid; very long-chain fatty acid biosynthetic process
Cellular component (GO): endoplasmic reticulum membrane
Molecular function (GO): fatty acid elongase activity
Source: RefSeq, a predicted model, not a curated record